This is a messenger RNA of Sclerotinia sclerotiorum 1980 UF-70, 105 nucleotides long. RefSeq lists its product with no specific name. The transcript has a single exon. Bases 1 to 105 code for a protein of 34 amino acids. Lineage: Eukaryota; Fungi; Ascomycota; Leotiomycetes; Helotiales; Sclerotiniaceae. The record is from RefSeq and is a predicted model, not a curated record.
AUGCCAUUAUCAAAUGCCUUCUCCAAUGGCAAGCGAGGUCGUCUCCUGAUUUAUUACCACGGAAACGUUGAACAAAACAAGCUUGGCACAAACAAGCCGAUGUAG